UCACGUGGUCUUGUCGAAGCGAUUGUUCAGGUCUUAUUUCAAAAUGGCGGCGGUAGCGACAACGAACCCUUCUCAGCUCUUACCACUCGAGCUGGUGGAUAAAUGCAUCGGUUCGAGGAUUCACAUCGUCAUGAAGAAUGAUAAGGAGAUCGUCGGAACUCUGCUCGGAUUCGACGACUUUGUCAAUAUGGUCCUUGAGGAUGUGACAGAGUUUGAAAUCACUCCAGAGGGAAGACGGAUCACCAAACUGGAUCAGAUUCUGCUGAAUGGCAAUAACAUCACAAUGUUGAUUCCAGGAGGAGAAGGACCAGAAGUCUAAGCAGCAGAUGAUGAAAAACAUUUUUGUUCAUUGAAGAUUUUUGUGCUUUUGUUGAUUUCCUGAGGGUGUUUUUUUUCUAAAGUUUUUACAUUAAGAUUGUUUAUUCUUUAAAGAAUUGAAAAGGUUUUUGUAGACAUUUGUUCCAUGUUACAAUAAAAGAAAUCAGUGGC
This is a messenger RNA of Triplophysa dalaica, 489 nucleotides long. It is a transcript of the gene lsm5, whose product is annotated as LSM5 homolog, U6 small nuclear RNA and mRNA degradation associated. Gene Ontology annotation, cellular component: Lsm1-7-Pat1 complex; U4/U6 x U5 tri-snRNP complex; U6 snRNP. The transcript is spliced from 5 exons. Bases 44 to 319 code for a protein of 91 amino acids. Lineage: Eukaryota; Metazoa; Chordata; Actinopteri; Cypriniformes; Nemacheilidae. The record is from RefSeq and is a predicted model, not a curated record. Gene Ontology annotation, biological process: mRNA splicing, via spliceosome. Gene Ontology annotation, molecular function: RNA binding.